Messenger RNA from Paramecium sonneborni, 737 nucleotides. NCBI's taxonomy places the organism in Eukaryota, Ciliophora, Oligohymenophorea, Peniculida, Parameciidae. The record is from the annotation of a GenBank genome assembly.
AUUUAAUUCAUAAAGAAAUGGGUUGUUAAUGUUGUAAGGAUGAAGAGAGUGUUAAAGAUAGAAAAUAAAGUGAAUUACCAGAUAAUUGGAAUCCUAACAGAAUUGACAUUAUCAAUAGCAAAACUAAAGUCAAAGUUGUAUAUUCUUAAGCAGAUUCUUCAAAAAUUGAUGGAAACAUUUUUGCUGUAAGUACAAAAGGAUUAUCCCCUUUAUUUUCUAAUUAAAUAAUAAACUUUGUGUAAGAUUGUCUAAAGGAAAAUGAUGGAGCAUUUGAAUAUGGAAAUUGUUAUUAAAUUUCCAUCAAAGAAAAGAAAUUAUUUCUUGUAUGCAUUCCUAUGUGGAGGGGUGGUUAAUUUAAUGAAAAGAAACUUAUUGAGACAGCUUUUGAGAAGUUAUCGAAAUAAGUAAAGGAAUCAUCUAUAAAAUAAAUUGUUAUUGAUGAAGUGGGUGUAAGAUAUUUUGGAUAUCCAAGAUAAGUAAAUUUAUGAUAAUAUUUAUAGAUAAUUAUAUCAAGUUUGAUACAUUCAUUUAAAAAGUUUAUUUAAGAAGAGACAUAUUUAGAAUAAAUCAUAUAUACUUCAAAUGAUAGAGCAACUAUAGCUAUGAUUGAAACUUAACUCAAACAGACUCAUCCUGAUCUAUUUAAAGAAGAUGAUAAACUAGAUAUCAAAGCAAUCGGAAAAAAGAAUGCUAAUGAUGUUACUUCAGAUUUAGAAUAACCUUUAUUAGCAGAAUGA